Molecule: messenger RNA, 2055 nt
Organism: Colossoma macropomum (tambaqui)
Lineage: Eukaryota; Metazoa; Chordata; Actinopteri; Characiformes; Serrasalmidae
Gene: cd5
Product: T-cell surface glycoprotein CD5
Exons: 7
Coding region: 191-952 (253 amino acids)
Biological process (GO): T cell costimulation
Cellular component (GO): plasma membrane
Source: RefSeq, a predicted model, not a curated record
UUUCUCUCAGUGUUUCUUUGAAGUGAGGAAGCUGUGCAGUGUGCAGACAGCAGCAUUAGAGCCGUGGAGAUGCACUGUAUGGAGGGAGAGAGAAGAUGGGGGAGGAGAAAUGAAGAAAGGAUAGUUUUAACUCCUCUGCCUGUUUCCUUUCACUUCAUUCGUGUCUGUUGUUUGCUCUACACACUCCUCCAUGCAUUUUUCACAGAAGUUACUGAUGGAACGCAUUCUGCUGCUGGCGGUCAUGCCCGUUGUCCUACUCGCUGAGUUUCAUUCUACAACUCCGAACAUCACUUUAUUUGAUCCUACUACAACUUCUAGUCCAACAACCACUCCAUGUGUUAGCACCGCUAAGCCCACCAUAAUCCAGGUCCAACAUGUACUGGGCAGGGUGAAGGUGGAAUGGGGCAAAACAAGUCCAUGUCAGGGCAGGAUUUUCUUCUCAAUCGAUUUCACAAAACCAAAGCCUGUUUGUACCCAAAGUGUUAAAAUAAGUAAUUUAGGCAAUGAGCUGUGUGAGGAGAGGAGAUGCGGAAAGUUCCAAGAAUUCAAGUUCAACAAAGCUGAGGACGGUUACAUCAUCUCUAAGAAUCUAUCUGUGAUGUCUGACCAUUGCUCAACCAUGUCCAUCGCCUGCAGUGACAACAACGAGCUGUUGGCCUAUAAAGUGGCCACUGGCUUGCUGCUGGUGCUGGUCCUGACUGCCAUUCUCUUUCGAUUUGCAUGGCCGACAUACAUAGCCGUCCGCAAUAGAUUUUCACAGAAGCAGCAGAAUCGUUGGAUCGGCCCGACGCAGAGUCAGAGCGUGUCCUAUCACAGAGGCCAGGCUGGUCAGCUAAAGAACAAUACAGUCAAGGGGCAGUCCUACCCUGGUUUGGAGAGGCUUUCGGUAAAUCCCAGUAGAGAGCCUUCGUCAAACAGGAACAGUGACUACGACUCUUAUGCCUACAACUGAACACCUCCGUGCGUGAGGCAUCACCGUGCAGGAGUCGCCGUAGGCUGAACUUUGUGUAUAUGAUGAUUUGAAGGGUUUUUUCCCUCUCCGCUUGUGACCUUUGGCUCUAUGCUACUGUGUUCAGUGGAAGCCAGACAGGAGCAAUCAACACAGAACUAAGCAAUCUAAAAUAUAUGAUUUGUGUGAACUGACAAAUAAUACCUAUGAUUUUGCUUUACGCUCAUAUGUUCAGUCAUAUUUUUGACUUGAAAGAAUUUGCUAAGGCAGUUUGAUUCUGCAGAUGUACUAUGAGGACGGCUGAUGUAAAGUGGUAAACAGGCCUCAGUGAGCAAGGUAAACUAUGUUGUUUAUUUAUUUGUUUGUUUGUUUAAUAAGAAUAUUUCACCUGAGAAUAUACCUGAGAAUAUUUCACAAAACAGAAUGUCUCAUACAAGGCCAUACAAGAGGGUGAUAAGGCAAAAUAAUAGAUCAUGAUGCUCAAAGAUAUUUCCAUAAUAUGCAAUACGAAUCAUGAUAUUUAGCCUUAUUUGUGAAGUCAGAAUAGACAAAAUGCACCAACAAAACUUGUACCAUAUUUUAAAAAGACUAUGAAAAGGAUGAAUUUGUAUAAUAUUUUUUUGUUUGAAAUGUAUUUAUUCAACAUUUGUAAAAAUAAACGGUUUCAGAAGAUCAGGCUAAUCGUGAAUAAAUAAAAAUUAAAAUAAGAUGUCAUAAUGGGUUGAUAUCCAGCUCAGCUAUUUGUUACCAUGCAGUUUAUACAAUUAACAUACACUGCAUGUUAUUGUUUACCGGCUCUCUAUAGCCUAAUUAGUCUAAAUCUUGUUUAUGAUCCAUGCUGGUGUUUGGUGUUCUAGAAGUACCGAUGAUAUCCAUGACAUAAUCAGAUAAGCAUCCUACGAUGUAGUUUACUACGAUAACGUAGUAACCACAGAUGCCCUGAUAAUUUCAGUAGAAAGUCAUGCCUGUUUAAUCUGAGGAGAAGUCAGAGAUGUUCCUAUUGGACAGUCACAGCCCCAGGUCACAAGUUUCUAAACUUUUCUAAACUUUUUCCCAAAUUCAAAUGUCUGGAUUCCUACAAACCCUGUUUUAUUGUUGCUUAUGUU